UCAUUCCACUUCUUCCUUCCCAAUAUAAUUUACAGGUUUCACUUCCAAUCUUGCGUGGUUAACAUUUCAUAAUCAACAAAGGUUUCUAUCACCGAUAUCUGUCAUCACACAGGGUAAAAGUUAGAUUACAUAAAGCAAACGACGCUAUGCCGCAACGUAGAUACGCCAUCGGGAGAGCCGAUGAAGCCACACACCCAGACUCCGCUCGCGCCACCUUGUCAGAGUUCCUUUCCACCUUCGUCUUCGUCUUCGCCGCUGAAGGCUCCGUCCUAGCUCUCGAUAGGAUGUACGGUCGUGACCAUGCACUGGGAGGAGCCGGGCUGCUGCUGGUGGCGCUGGCUCAUGCUCUGUCAUUUUUCGCCGCCGUGGCCUCGAGUUUGAACGUGUCAGGUGGACACUUAAAUCCUGCGGUCACUUUCGGUACUCUGGUUGCCGGAAGGGUUUCUGUGGUUCGAGCGUUGUACUACUGGGUGGCGCAACUCCUCGGCGCCGUCGUUGCCUCAUUGUUACUUCGUCUAGCCACCGACGGCAUGAGACCGAUUGGGUUUUCAGUGGCGACUGGUGUGGGAAACUUGAAUGCGUUAUUAAUGGAGAUCAUUCUAACAUUCGGGUUGGUGUACACCGUAUUUGCGACGGCGAUAGACCAUAAGAGAGGAACGUUGGGGACGAUUGCACCACUGGCAAUAGCGUUUAUACUGGGAGCCAAUAUUCUGGUGGGAGGGCCGUUCUCGGGGGCGGCGAUGAAUCCGGCAAGGGCUUUUGGGCCUGCGUUGGUUGGGUGGCGGUGGAACAACCAUUGGGUGUACUGGCUGGGACCGUUCAUUGGGGCGGCGAUUGCAGGUUUGAUCUACGAGUUUGGGAUAAUCCAGCCGGAGGCGCCGGUGCAUACACACCACCAGCCAUUGGCUCCAGAAGAUUACUAGGAGGUGGUGAUCGUGGUUUUGGCUUCUGAGCCAUGUGUUAUGAUGCUAUAUAUUAGUGUAUAAGUAAUAAAAAAGGGGGUUGCGUUUAAUUUACUUUUGUGUAUUUUGUGGUGUUUUCCGACGUUGGUUUUAUGUGAGUUUUUUUUUUCUUUUU
Molecule: messenger RNA, 1077 nt
Organism: Lactuca sativa (garden lettuce)
Lineage: Eukaryota; Viridiplantae; Streptophyta; Magnoliopsida; Asterales; Asteraceae
Gene: BETA-TIP
Product: beta-tonoplast intrinsic protein
Biological process (GO): transmembrane transport; water transport
Cellular component (GO): membrane
Molecular function (GO): water channel activity
Source: RefSeq, a predicted model, not a curated record